This is a messenger RNA of Sphaerulina musiva SO2202, 678 nucleotides long. RefSeq lists its product as uncharacterized. The transcript has a single exon. Bases 1 to 678 code for a protein of 225 amino acids. NCBI's taxonomy places the organism in Eukaryota, Fungi, Ascomycota, Dothideomycetes, Mycosphaerellales, Mycosphaerellaceae. The record is from RefSeq and is a predicted model, not a curated record.
AUGAAAAGCACCUUGGCCGCGUUGUGGCUCAUUCCCGCCAUCUUGUCUGUUGGCAGCUUUCCAGUGGAAAACUAUUCCCUGGACUACUCACUGGAAGAGGAAAGCUUCUCAGUGGAACUGAGCAAGCGAACACAUCCUGCUGCCCCUCCGCCCACACCCGCCGAAUUCCAUGCUCCACCGAAUACGUGCCCGGCAGAUCGACCGGUGUUCUGGGUCAACCAGAGAUCCCCAGAAGUUACUCUCGACGUCGGUUCCCGCCGUCAAGGCCUCAGCGGAUAUUUCACAAUCGUACUUGAUCCCGUUACCCACCACGCAAGAACAGCAGGGGUCGAGUUCUUCGGUGAUGGCGUACACAUAUCGCCAUCUUAUACUGUCCGCGCUCGCACGGUGCCACCUCCCCGACCUCGGGGGGAUGGGGCCGGUCCAUUUGACACGUUCGUCGAAGUCCGCAUCAGAUCGCCGGCGCAGACUACACCGAAUGGCGCGGACAAUGGUCUCGAUUACUACUGGCGAGGUACGGAACCUUCAUUCGUCAUGCGGGUCACACAGGAGACCUAUCGUGGGCAUCGCCACCAGUCGUGGCGAAUUCGAUGGGAUCGUAUUUAUUCACCUGCCAUUGCCGUGUUUCUCGUACCGCUAGCCGGCAGACGUUGUACCACUGGGCAACGACCUCCUUGA